UCUUUGUCAACUUUACCAACUUGUCCUUUGCCCCAUCUUCCUCCCAACAGUUUGCCAUGUUACUACAGCUUUGUUGCUUUGUUCGAUCGGCGAAAUGGUCAACUCGAAUGCAUGUGUUUUAUGCCCCAAAAUUUUGUCGUUCCGGUGAGGCUGUAAAGUUUUGGACUUUCGUGGGGGUCCCAGUGGUCCAACAUUUAACGUGAUGGUUACGCGCGUUUCUUGGUUAAAUCUCUCCCUCUCCCCGCUAAGCAAAUCACACGAAGCCCGAUAGCGGGAAGUUACUAAGUUUCUAUGGAUUUCCGGCGAGCUUUUCCGGCAAUGUGUAACUUACUUGGUCGUGCGGCCCUCUUUCUCACUCUGGUUCACUCGGUGGUAGUGGCUCCGGUCUCUGCUCAGGGACCUAAGAAGACCAGUCCCUGGCCUACACUUAGCGGCAAUCCGCCUUUAGUCAUUGCACGCGGUGGGUUUUCAGGGCUAUUUCCUGAUUCUAGUUCACUUGCCUAUAAUCUGGCACUGCAAGUUAGCGUACCCAAUGUGCUCUUAUGGUGCGAUGUGCAGUUGACAAAGGAUGGAGUCGGGAUUUGUAUUCCGGACAUCAAGCUGGAUAAUGCUACUGACAUUGCGACUGGAAGUUUCAAAGACAGGAAUAACGUUUACUUUGUUAAUGGAGUCCCUACCCGAGGAUGGUUUUCUGUGGAUUUCACCUUCAACGAGUUAGCAAAUAAUGUCUUGCUCGCUCAAGGAGUCUAUUCUAGAACCAAUAAAUUUGAUGGCAAUGACAUCCGAAUCUUCACUGUUCAAGAUUUGGCUACCACAGUGAAGCCACCAGGCUUAUGGUUGAACAUUCAGUAUGAUGCAUUCUUCACGCAGCACAACUUGAGUAUGAGAGCCUUUGUACUUUCUGUGUCGAGAAGUGUGGCAGUUAGUUUUAUUUCAUCACCAGAGGCGGCUUUCCUAAGAAGUAUCAGGACACAAAUCAAUCCUAAAACGACAAAACUGGUCUUCCGGUUUCUAGGACAAGAUGAGCUUGAGCCUUCAACGAACCAGACGUAUGGUUCUUUGUUAAAGAAUCUUGCAUUUAUCAAGUCAUUUGCCUCCGGAAUUCUUGUUCCCAAAUCUUACAUAUGGCCUGUAGAUGCAACUCUUUACUUACAACCUCAUACCACUGUUGUCGUGGAUGCUCACAAGGGAGGACUAGAAGUUUUCGCAUCAGAUUUUGCAAAUGACGUUCCAUUUAGCUUCAAUUACAGUUAUGAUCCUGUAUCUGAGCACUUGUCUUUCAUUGACAAUGGUGACUUCUCCGUGGAUGGCAUGCUAACCGACUUUCCAAUUACUCCAUCGGCUGCUAUAGAUUGCUUUGCUCAUCUUGGCAAAGGUGCUUCACCACAAGAGAAGCCUUUGGUUAUCUCCAAAUGUGGAGCAAGUGGAGAUUACCCUGGUUGUACAGACUUAGCAUAUACACAAGCUAUUACAGAUGGUGUAGAUGUACUUGACUGCCCUGUUCAAAUGGCAAAGGAUGGGACACCAUUUUGCUUAAGCUCAAUAAAUCUCCUAGAUAGCACAACAGUUGCCGAAUCAAGUUAUAGCAACUUUACAACUUCUAUUCCAGAGAUUCAGGAUGGGAGUGGAAUAUUUACUUUUAGCCUAACAUGGAGUCAGAUUCAAGAAUUGAAACCGGCAAUAGCGAGCCCCUACUCCAAUUUUAAAUUGUUCCGGAAUCCAAAGUUCAAAAAUGCUGGAAAGUUUCUAACAUUGUCUGAGUUUUUGGCAUUGUCAAAGAACACGAACUCUCUUACUGGUGUCCUGAUCAGCAUAGAGCAUGCAGACUACCUUGGAAAGAAGCAGGGAUUAAAUAUAACCGAUGCAGUCAUCGAUGCCUUGAGCAAAGCUGGUUAUGAUACCCAGGCAUCCUUAAAAGUUAUGAUUCAGUCCAGUAAUAGCUCAGUCCUAACGAGAUUCGCGAACAAGAACAAUUAUGAGCUUGUUUACAAGGCAGAUGAUAAUAUUAUUGAUGCACCCAACUCAACCAUUGAGAACAUAAAGACAUUUGCCGAUUCUGUAGUUGUCAGCAAGGAAUCUGUCAUUCCUGAGAUUCAAGCAUUCCUCACUCAUGCUACUGAUAUUGUGUCGAGGCUACAGUCCGUUAAUCUCCCUGUUUAUGUAGAGACAUUCAGCAAUGAGUUUGUGUCUCAAGCAUGGGACUUCUUCUCAGAUGCAACUGUGGAGAUCAACACAUUUGUCAUGGGGACCAAAGUUGAUGGUGCCAUCACCGACUUCCCUAAGACAGCCGCCAGAUACAAAAGGAAUCGGUGCUUAGGUUUGGGCAAAGACACACCUUCAUACAUGCAGCCUGUUAAGCCUGGCAGUCUCUUUAAGCGCUUCGGUGUCUAAGAUAACGAGUCAUACAA
This is a messenger RNA of Juglans microcarpa x Juglans regia, 2408 nucleotides long. RefSeq names its product glycerophosphodiester phosphodiesterase GDPDL3-like. Bases 292 to 2391 code for a protein of 699 amino acids. The transcript has 9 exons. Gene Ontology annotation, molecular function: glycerophosphodiester phosphodiesterase activity. The record is from RefSeq and is a predicted model, not a curated record. NCBI's taxonomy places the organism in Eukaryota, Viridiplantae, Streptophyta, Magnoliopsida, Fagales, Juglandaceae. Gene Ontology annotation, biological process: lipid metabolic process.